Caenorhabditis remanei is the source of this 1077-nucleotide messenger RNA. RefSeq lists its product as uncharacterized. The record is from RefSeq and is a predicted model, not a curated record. NCBI's taxonomy places the organism in Eukaryota, Metazoa, Nematoda, Chromadorea, Rhabditida, Rhabditidae. The transcript is spliced from 4 exons. The coding region runs from base 1 to 1077 and encodes 358 amino acids.
AUGUCGUAUUCAGCGUAUCUCCCAAAUAACUAUCAUGACGAGACAAAAAUUUACAUAAACGGUGUUGAGCUCCUGAACCGACAUGAGCUCUCAUCAACUCAGGAUCGUGAACUUCAACGUUUCAUCGAUAACAAUGCUCAUAUUCUCCAAAUUCAAGAAAAAGAACUUCCGCCUCCACCUCCUCCACGUAAAACACCAUCCCAUAAGUAUGAGGAGAUGAGGAGAAGUUUGAGCCGUGGACCGUCUUCAACUCUGGAAAGAUAUAGUUCGAUGGAUAAACUAUUCGGAUCUCAAAACAAGGAGAAAAAUGUGGAAAUUGAGCAAGGGAUCAACCCGAGAGAUCUUCCCAUCUGUCCCAACAUCGAAGGUCACAACUACACUAAUGAAUUUCCUGGUCUCGAAUAUUUAUCGGAUAACAAGUUUAUCGAGGAUUUGAUCAAAGACGGUCAGGUAUCUAUCGGUAACACUGGAAUGAUCAGUCAACCUGGUUCCCGUGUUGGAUCUGCAAUGAGCAACCCAUAUUCUCAAACACAUUCGGCAACUUCAACUCUCAACCGUCAAUCUCAAUCUAACACCCUUCCUCAUCAUUUGCCGCAGUAUCAGCAGUUCCAUCGCCACGCUUCGCCACCCGUAGCCGCACCACAACAUCAAAACAACACCAAUUAUUACACUGAGAAUACAUCAACUACCACCACCUACCAACCGACUAGUGUAACAUAUGGAAGUUCGAAUGCCAGCCAAUAUGGAGGUCAGAGUCAAUAUGGUGGAAGCCAGAGCCAAUAUGGAGGUCAGAGCCAGUACGGUGGCAGUCAGAGUCAAUAUGGAAGUUUGAGCAAUGUUGGAACUGGAAGUACUUAUGGAACACUGAAGGGAGGAAUGAAACAUACUUCUACUCUUCCACCAACCAGUCCUUACAGUAGUCUGAAGAGAAAAGGCGUGAGCUGGCUUGAUCAAGAACGUGCUCGUUCGUUGUCUCCCGGUUUACACCAAUCUACUUCUACAACUCGUCAAGUUCUUCAUCAGUAUAACCGUCCAGCCUCGACUAUUCACACAACAACUUAUACCACCACAUAUUAA